AUGUCUCUACAUAUUCGUUCUAAACAAUUAUUUAUACAACCAAAUUUUAUUUAUUUAAAUAAUUCUUUAUCAAAUCUUAAGUCUUUUCGUUUCAUAGAAUUUAUUAAUUUGAAACAUCCACAAAUAAGGGAAUAUGCUUCAAAAUCAAAGAGAAGAAAAAAAGAAAAAAUCAUGCCUUCAACAGCUCUUCCUUUAGUUGAUGCGCUUGAUAUACUUAAGGCAUAUGAAAUAACUUACCCGAAUAGAACUUUAGAAUUACACGUGAAAACCAGGCUAGAAAAAGGAAAUUCGCCAGUCCGUGGUUCCGUGUCUUUACCAAAACCAAUAUCUAAAAAAGUAGCAUGGCUGGUUUUUGCAAAGGGGAAGAAUGCGGAAGAGGCCAAAGCUGCUGGAGCACAUACUGUUGGUGCAGAAGAAUUAAUCGCAGAGAUAGCAGAAGGAAAUUUUAGUGUUGGAAAUUUUGAUAAAUGUUUAUCAACAACAGAAUUAUAUCCUUUAGUAACAAAAAUUGCAAGAAUUUUAGGACCAAAAAUGUUAAUGCCUAUGGUGAAAAGAGGUACUGUUACUGAUGAUAUUGUUGAAACUAUAAAGAGAAUGGAUGAUAAACUUGGUUUUAAUAGUGAUAAACUUGGUUGGAUUCAUACUGGAAUUGGGAAAAUUUCUUGGACAACUAAGGAAAUACAAGGUAAUAUUCAAGCUAUCCUGAAAGAGAUAAAUGAACUUGGCAAAGGUCAAGAUUCUAAUAAAAAAGCUGCGUUUAUUGAAAAAAUUGCAAUAAAUCCGAAUAUGGGAGAAUCAAUUCAUUUACUUGAUUUUAAAAAUCUCUUAGAUUUCCCAUCAGUUACAAUUAAGUAA
Rhizophagus irregularis DAOM 181602=DAOM 197198 is the source of this 855-nucleotide messenger RNA. RefSeq names its product mitochondrial 54S ribosomal protein uL1m. Lineage: Eukaryota; Fungi; Glomeromycota; Glomeromycetes; Glomerales; Glomeraceae. The record is from RefSeq and is a predicted model, not a curated record.